AUGAAGUACCUCGCUGCAUACGCCUUGGUCAGUCUUUCCGGGAAGACACCCUCAAAGACAGAUGUCGAGGCUGUCCUGAAGGCUGCCAGCGUGCCGGUUGAUGCCUCACGCCUGUCCGCUCUCUUCGACGAACUGGAGGGCAAGGACUUUGAUGCUGUGUGCAUGGAGGGCAAGGCGAAGCUGGUGGGUGGAGGCGCUGGUCCUGCUGCCGCCGGUGGUGCUGCUGCUGCCCCUGCUGCCGCUGCCCCCGCCGCUGCUGCCCCUGCCGCUGCUGAAGAAGAAGAAGAUGACGAUAUGGGCUUUGGUCUCUUUGACUAG
Messenger RNA from Trypanosoma theileri, 318 nucleotides. Its product is annotated as putative 60S acidic ribosomal protein P2. Gene Ontology annotation, biological process: translation; cytoplasmic translational elongation. The coding region runs from base 1 to 318 and encodes 105 amino acids. The transcript has a single exon. Gene Ontology annotation, cellular component: cytosolic large ribosomal subunit; ribosome. The record is from RefSeq and is a predicted model, not a curated record. Gene Ontology annotation, molecular function: structural constituent of ribosome. NCBI's taxonomy places the organism in Eukaryota, Euglenozoa, Kinetoplastea, Trypanosomatida, Trypanosomatidae.